This is a messenger RNA of Tetrahymena thermophila SB210, 1020 nucleotides long. Its product is annotated as transmembrane protein, putative. NCBI's taxonomy places the organism in Eukaryota, Ciliophora, Oligohymenophorea, Hymenostomatida, Tetrahymenidae. The transcript has a single exon. The record is from RefSeq and is a predicted model, not a curated record.
AUGGUUAAAAUAAGAAAAUUUGCCUAAUUGUUGAUAAUUUCUCUAUUACUUGGAUUGAUUUCAGCUAACAUCAGCAUUCCUUUGAAAAUUAAUGAAAAACAUGGCAUUUAUAUGACAGUGAAGUAUGGUCAAAACAAAUGUUAGAUUGAUUUAGUACCUCAAAUAGACUGUGUAUAAAGUACUAUUGUUCAACCUUAUGGAACUCUAGAUGAAUGUGGAGCUAACUUUAUUGAUAAAAUAGAUUAUUACACUAAAAAAUAUGAAGCUUAGUUCUAUUUUGGUGCCAAAUAAUCAAAUAUUAGUUUCUAAGUUCCUUCAAUUGGGGUUGAUGUGGAGUAUGGCACUAAGGAGCUUUGCUUUAGUCCCCUGUUUAGUGAUAGAUAUUCUAAUGCCCUUGCCGAAAUUUUCGAACAAGGAUUGAUAACUGAAGAAAGAGUCUACAUAAGCUUAAAUAAAAAGUAGACAGAUGAUGGCUAUGCUGGAUAACUUGAUAUCGGUAUUCCUGACUUAUCUAAGACUAAGAAUCAGAUAGUUGAUCUAUAAGUUUCUCGUCUAUAUAAAAGAUACUAUUCUGCCCUUACGAAUAGCUUUUCUUAUGGUAAAAAAGAGUUAUUCACAGCCCAUACUGUUCUUUUCACUAUUGAUACACCCGCUCUAACAGUAUCACUCUCAACAUUUAUUGAUAUGCUUGAUUAAUUUACCUAACAAGGAAUUCUUUUCAAUUUUUCAUUUAAUUCAGGUAAAAGACCCAUACUCUAUUCUAUUGAUUUACUUGAAGAUAUUACAGUAGGACUUUUAGCAUAAGAUGGUUCAGUCUUUAAUGUUACUAUAACACCAGAAUAAUAUACUGAACCUUUAGGAAAUGAACAAUAUGAAUUAUUAAUAUCAUAUAGAGAUGAUUAAGACGGUAAUAUGACAUUUGGUUAUAGAAUAUUUUAAUCUUACUAUAUUGGUUUUGAUAUGUCCUAAUCAUAGGUUCUUAUCAGCGAAAAAAAUUAUUAGUAGAACAGCCAAGCUUGA